CUAGUUCCCUCACUGCUAAAGGAACAGAAAACUGCUGGUACGGUCUGGUGCUUUUUCUCCUUGUUGUUGAGUUGCUAUAGGGCUCACAUACCUGGAGCAGAAAUUCACGGAGAAUCACAGCAUGAAGUGAACUCAGGUGGGGUCUCGCUAGACCAAAGUUAGAACAUCCCAAGCCUAAACUCUGAGUUAUUUCCCAGUAUGGAAGAGACAAAGAAUAAUUCCACAAAGCUGAGUAGAACGAAACAGCCAGUAAAAACAGAAUGGGGAGCCCAUUACAUGGUAUUGACCUACUUCCAAGGAGACACUAAUAGCAUGGUGGAUGAACAUUUCUCCAGAGCUUUGAGCGUCACCAAAAACCCGCAGGACCUGAGUAGAGACAACGGUGCCAAAGAUGGCCUUAUUAACAAUGAAAACCAUCAACCUUCUCACGGGUGGAGUCUUCCACCCCAUUGGACCAAGCCCUAUGGGGCAUCCUCCCCUUUGAACCUGUGCGCUUCGGACGAAAACCCAAUUGUUCCCGUGAUGGAUGUCUACCAGCCUUCCAUUCUCCAGGGAGCUUCUCCAGUGACCGCUGAGCUCUGGCCUUCGUCUUCUGGGGGUGAUCCACAUUUGACGCCAGUUUCGAGGUACCCAACCACUGAUCUGCAUAUGGCACAAGACGGCAUGUCGGAUGAGAAAUACGGUUCUCUGUUGGGCCUCCUGGAGCAGGAGAGAUGUUCUCGGCCCGUCCAAGAGCUGUUUGAUUCCCGAUCAGCUUGUCUUACGGAUUCAGCUGGGUUGCAAAAUAUGAGCCAGAGGUAUCCCUGCUAAUGGCCAAUUUGCACUUUUAAAACAAAUGGACCCAUUUGCUUAUUAUUUUAAGACUUUCUGAGGACUUCGCAGAGCUGCAGAUUAAGAAAAGCAGUCAAAUGGUAAUGAACCGCCAUUUUCUCUCACCAGAUUUUUUUUUUUCACGUGCUUUUCAUUUUCGGAAUGGGUUGAAGGAGACGCUCGCCCAUCUGCCCAACGGCGUGCAAAAAUCCAGUUUUCUCAUGGAAAACCUCCCCGUCUCUAGUUUUCAAAUCCAGCUGAAAUUGGGUCCCCUCUGACUUCCUGGGGUCUCCUCAUCUUGGAGGUCUCCAAGACCCUUCAUCCAGGACCUUCGGCCACUCUUUAGCCUACAAAUGUUCCAUCCCGGGUCGCCUGUUGUUUGUUUCUGAACCGAAUCUCAGUUUAGAAACAAUAUAAAAAAUAGUUUGAGCCGGGCUGGCAAAAUUGCCACACGAUGGCAGCAGAUCUCAGAAUGUGGCCACAUCCUAGGCUGAAGCUCACACCCUCCACCAGGCCCUGGCGUGGAACGAUCCAGGCUGCAGAUGCUAAACGAAGGGCCUUCUUUAGAACUGACCUAAAUUUUUGCCAUUGGGAAGCUGAACUCAAUGAGCGAGAGAACAUCCCAUGUACUGUAAGAGAAACUGAUGGCUUUCUUCUGUCCAAACCAUUGUUUUUGACACACACACACACACACACACACACUUGUGUGGAUUCUGCUCUUGGCAACCGAAACCCAAAGGGUGUUGCUCAUAUCAAGUACAUCUCCCUCCCUCUUCACAAGAGCAGUCGGUGUUAGAGGAGGAAGCUUAUGAUGUGUCCAUUGAGGGCAAUCUUGUCUAUACUGGUCCACCACGGCUUCUCAAGAGAAGAUCUCCCGUUAUUCACCAGGUGACCCUUUGAUGGCUGGGCAGGUUGGGUAGUGCGAACCUAGCCUUAUGUUGUGACCCAGGCCCAAGUAGGUAGUAGGAAACUCAGUCACUGUAAAAACAAACAAACGUUAUUGGAACAGCUGAGAAUUAACUCAUUCUCAGCGUAGUCCAAACGAAAUCAAAGCAAAUUCCUCCCAACACAAUUCCUCAGCCCUAUCACCAAACUUGGUCUAAUUAGGCAAACUGCCAAAGGCCUUUCUUGGCAAAAGUUCAGAAGACGCCAAUAUGAAGCAAGUGCAACAAGACAAAGCUAUCAACAUUGUUUUCCGGCAAAGAGCCCAACGCCAUUGCUGGUCUUUUAAGCCUUAUGGGAGGGGCCAAUCAUCUCUUGGUCCUAACUCCCAAGUCGUCCUCUUUGCUUCAGCUGCUCUUGCCUUCUGGCAGCUCUUCUCAUGUGUGCAUUAGGAACAGGCUCCUCCUGUUCCUCUGCCUCACUACUGUCAGCCUCUGGAGGCUCUGGAGUUUGCACAUCACUUCCUGAUGGCCCUGGCCCCACCUCAGCCUCCGACGCCUUAUUUGGAUUGCUUUCCAGUCUGGAAACGUGCCGUGUGAACUUGGAGAAGGAGUCACCAAUUAAAGCUGAUGCAUUUCCUGAG
Ahaetulla prasina is the source of this 2335-nucleotide messenger RNA. RefSeq names its product vestigial like family member 1 (gene VGLL1). Bases 199 to 810 code for a protein of 203 amino acids. The transcript is spliced from 5 exons. Gene Ontology annotation, biological process: regulation of transcription by RNA polymerase II. The record is from RefSeq and is a predicted model, not a curated record. Gene Ontology annotation, cellular component: nucleus. NCBI's taxonomy places the organism in Eukaryota, Metazoa, Chordata, Lepidosauria, Squamata, Colubridae.